UGUGUGCAAAUUCUAGAAAGAAAUGCGUUGAAUUGAAGUCAGGCAUGGCGCUUCCAUUUCUAUAACUAACUUGUGAACAGAAAUCCAUUCGCUAAUUCACAUACAUUUCAUUGGAGAUGGAAAAUAGUAAGAGAGUAGAAGAUAGUGUGAAACAAGCGAAAGAGAUGGAAAACAAACCGAGCAAUCGCGAAAUCAUGAAGAAGAAGCAGCAGAAGAAGAAACUGAGCUACUAUUUAAUCCCGAGAUUUGCGUGUAUGAGAUUAGACAUGGAGGCUGGGUGCAGCGGGAGGAGGGAUCAUUCUCCCACGCACCUCGUCGUUACGGUCAAUGGUAUUAUUGGAAGUGCUCAAAAUUGGAGGUAUGCAGCAAAGCAGUUCGUGAAGGCUUAUCCAGAUGAUGUUUUAGUACAUUGCAGUCAGUCGAAUACUUCAAUGUUGACGUUUGAUGGUGUUGAUGUUAUGGGGAAGAGAUUAGCUGACGAGGUGGUUUCUGUUGUCAGCCUCCAUCCAAAUCUUCAGAAGAUUUCGUUUCUAGGCCACUCACUCGGUGGCUUGAUAGCAAGAUACGCCGUUGCUGUGCUUUACCAGCAAAAUGUGAUGCAAACCAACAUUGAGCAAAGUGGUGGUGAAUGUGUCGGUGAAGAGAAACGAAGGGGAGUUGUUGCAGGGCUCGAACCUGUGAACUUUAUUACAUUUGCAACGCCACAUCUUGGUUCGAGGGGGCAUAAACAGGUUCCGGUUUUCUGUGGUGUCUACACCAUGGAGAGACUAGCAACCCGUGCUUCGUUUCUACUUGGUAGAACGGGUAGGCAUUUGUUCUUGAGUGAUUCGGAUGAUGGAAAAGCUCCAAUUCUGCUCAGAAUGAGCAGUGAUUCUGAAGACCUGAAGUUUAUAUCUGCGUUGCAGUCAUUUAAGAGGCGUGCAGCCUAUGCAAAUGUACGUUUUGACAAUAUUGUGGGGUGGAGUUCAUCAUCACUGCGUCGUCUGAGUGAGCUCCCAAAGCGCCGGAGUCUUGAGAGAAACGCUAAAUACCCCCAUAUCGUCAACGAGGAGAAAGCAAGUGCUGUCAGCAGCCCUCAAGGAGUUCCAUUGGAAAUCAAAGCUGCUAGAGGCAGGACAAGGGAUAUGGAAGAGACAAUGAUCAGAGGGCUGACUAGGCUGAACUGGGAACGAGUCGAUGUCAGCUUCACCGGAAGUAUGCAAUGGCUUCUUGCACACAGCACAAUUCAGGUUAAAACUCAAUGUAUCAAUUCUGAGGGUGCGGAUGUCAUACAGCAUAUGAUCGAUAACUUUGUAUUGUGAGAGACUGUAUCGAGCCAUGUUUGUGUGCAGAUGAUUGUCGGGCAACGAAGUGCAGCUUAGUUAUUUUUAAAGUUUGUUGAUGGUUAGUUGCUGUGAUACUGUUUGCUUGAACAGCUAAAGAGGAAAUUAAGGUGCAGAUAGGGAAAGGGUAGUUGCUUCGCAAUGAAGUGGUGGAUUUGUAAUUUAUAGAAUAGUUUUAGUGAAUUCUGGAUCUCACUUUGUAGCUAGUACUCCCUUCGUUCCAUAGUAAUGGAGGCGUUUCUUUUCGGCA
This is a messenger RNA of Salvia hispanica, 1572 nucleotides long. Its product is annotated as putative lipase ROG1. The record is from RefSeq and is a predicted model, not a curated record. Gene Ontology annotation, biological process: lipid metabolic process. Lineage: Eukaryota; Viridiplantae; Streptophyta; Magnoliopsida; Lamiales; Lamiaceae.